AUGCCAUCAAACAUUUCGCCAGCUAAGCGCUCGGUAUCCUCCCCGCAGGCGCCAUCGGACGUAUCUUCGAUGCCCCGUCACCCGUCCUUUACAGCCGCCCAGCCUCACAAGCCAACCGGCCACAAAUCACAUCGCCCACACGUUGUUGGCACGCAUCGCGUGCAUGGACGGACGCAGUCGCAUAAGAACCUAAAUAAGCUGCAACGACUGGCGCUUGCACACAACUUGGCUGCUGAUGGAGUAGGUGCGCCUCCAAAUCCGUCUCGCCACCAGCGAAAGAAAUCGGCGCCUGUUUCUCCUUCGACGAGCCCCCCCACACAACAGAGUCACGUCCGCUGGAACCAGUCUACGAUAUCGCUCACUACUCCGCCUACCAGUGCGCCUAUGCGGAAGAACUUAUCUACUCCGGCGUUAAGACGAAAUUCUGGAGUUCAGGCGAAAAAGGCCCUGACAGUGACGAAAGCUGAAAGUCAUGAAAAGAAGAAUACAACUAAAUCUGUUGGAUUCGACUUAGCUGAUUCCGAUGAUGAGGACGAGUGGGAGGAUCAUAGCUCUAUCUCGGCAUCUAGUACAAGACGAAACUCUGUUGUCUCAGGCAAGAUGAAUGGCCAAAAUAGCCUCACAAGUCCUGCAGCGGCAAGAUCCCCUCUUGUUCAAGAGAGUCACACCACGGACGUUCCCGGUCGGGGUGUGGUCAAUCAAGAUCAGCCCUCGCAGAAGCGUCCUGACGAACCGUCAGAGCAGCUUCACUUGCUGGACCAGCACUUGAUUGCAACUCGUAUUCUACAGCAGUCGCAUUCUGCGAAAGUUCCGCCAUCGGUCUCCUCGAUAUCCGCCACCGCAACUCCUACACCUCCCGAUAGGACUCCUCGUUCCAGCUCCUUUGCCAACUUAGCUUCUAGUCUAAGUGCAAUGAACCAUUCUCCUGCCCCCUCCGCCCCAAACUCGAUGAUUGUCACCCAUCCUCAUGCUACAUCUUCCUCCGCUGAAGGCGGGGUGUCCCGAUUUUUGAUAAAUGGCUCCGGCCCUAAUCCUCCCUCUAGCUCUGAUCCCGCCACCCCAUCCUCUUUUCUACCACACUACCAUCCUCGAACACCACCUUCACCCGAGUCCACUGUUGUUAAACACUCCAAGUCCCCCAAACCCUCUGCAAAUGGCCUUUUUGAACCACACUCCCGGACACAACAGAAGCUCUGGUUGCAAAGGACGGCGACUAUGUCCAACUCGCCUCCAGACACAUUUGCUCCUGGAUUAUGCCCCGCCGUGACUCCCUCGGCAAUAGAUUCACAUAUAUCCGGUGUCCCAUCUCGUCCUACUACUAGUGGCUAUGACACUCGUCGACCAGUGAUCGGGCCCCCUUGUCCUCCUGGAAUGCCUGCAGCUGAUAGUGAAAGCAAGCGUGCACGGAAAAUAUAUGAUAGAUUGGCUACGGAAUACUCUGUUGUUCGCCGCUUUAGGGACCCUGUCGUGGACAGCUUUAAACGUCUCCGCCUGAUACCUGGAUCUAACACGGACGGAAAGCUGACGAGAGUUAACUCUGCCCGUGACCUUGCUAGCAAUGGAGUAUCGCGCCCUGAGUCCCGGGAUAAUUCACACACUUCUACUAGUAUUAAAGAGCCAGGAGUAGGUAGCCAGUUCCUUAGCAAGACCAACUCUUCAAAGCAAAGUCAAGUUCGGUUUCAAGGGCAUGAUGAUAUAAUUGAAGAGCCAGAUCACGCUAUCGAAAAGCUUUCCAAAACAUCCGUACUAGCUGAUGGGAAUACCUACGAGCAACACGUAGAUGGCCCCAGCGACAAUACGCGAUACCGGCCUACUGAAAAUGAGCUGUUAGCUCGCAGAAUAUGGGAGAGCAGAGAAGUUCCCAUAGCGGGGGAAUAG
Ophidiomyces ophidiicola is the source of this 1878-nucleotide messenger RNA. RefSeq lists its product as uncharacterized. Lineage: Eukaryota; Fungi; Ascomycota; Eurotiomycetes; Onygenales; Onygenaceae. The coding region runs from base 1 to 1878 and encodes 625 amino acids. The record is from RefSeq and is a predicted model, not a curated record. Gene Ontology annotation, cellular component: fungal-type vacuole membrane; TORC1 complex. The transcript has a single exon.